Pomacea canaliculata is the source of this 3729-nucleotide messenger RNA. Its product is annotated as small conductance calcium-activated potassium channel protein 2-like. Gene Ontology annotation, cellular component: plasma membrane. NCBI's taxonomy places the organism in Eukaryota, Metazoa, Mollusca, Gastropoda, Architaenioglossa, Ampullariidae. Gene Ontology annotation, molecular function: calmodulin binding; small conductance calcium-activated potassium channel activity. The record is from RefSeq and is a predicted model, not a curated record. Gene Ontology annotation, biological process: potassium ion transmembrane transport.
GCAUUCACCAUCUUUGCCUCGCAAUACUUAUCUAUAGGUCCGAUGAUCUCCACGUUGGUGUGCAAGCCAGCGGCAGAGUUUGGGAAUUAAACGCCUGUCACGUGACCAGAAUCUGGCUCUCAUCUGGAAAACGGGACACAGCGGUUGCCAAUGAGGGUUCAGGUGGGGCGGCCAGGAGGUGAGAGCACUGAGUUCACGCAGAAAAGAAAGCCUGGAACAUUUCAGUCUCGCUACAGCAUGACACUCCCUUUGUCUGUUCGGUUCUUUCGACUUAUUCAGAAAUUAACGGGAUCGGAUUAUUCAGGACCAGACAACCUCACUCAACCCCUGGUGCCUGACAAAACUGCACUCAGUACGAAAUACACGGCCAUCCCUACCACAAAUGGCAUUCCCAACGGCCGCCUGCGUGAGAGGAAUUUGGGCGUCCGUCUGGAGCUGCGCAAGAGACUCAUGAGGAGGAGACGCUGGCUUGUGAACUUGGAGUUUGCCAUGGCCGUAACAGGCAUCCUACUGAUGAUAGUAGAGAAUGAGCUUUGCCUGUAUUACGAGGCUGGGAUAGCCCUCAGAAUGUUCGAUGGCCGUGUCGAUGACCCCUUCGCCGUAACCCCGCUUUCUACGUGGCUCUCCUUAGCCGCCGAACUAAUAAUUUGCAGCAUACAUCCGUUUCCUGGCAACAUUACGGCGACUUUUCUGGUGGUCUCUGGUGAUUCGGCUGUCGGAAGUAUUGACGGGGUAUUGUCCGUGCUUAUGAUGAUGCGCCUGUACCUAGUCGGCAAGUUCAUUGUGGUGCACAGCUCUUUGCUCACAGGUCAAUCAACCCAGACGAUUUCUGCCGUCAGCCAUGUCAAGAUAAAUAUCAACUUUGUCUUGAGGGCCGCCCUGAACAACUAUCCAGCAUACUUCAUCACGCUUCUGAUUUUGUCCAUGUACAUGUGGUCUGUGUGGUCGAUGCGCACGUGUGAGCUGUACUACACUCUUCUCCCGGAGGUCCAAAGCUUUCCCGAGGCCAUGUGGCUAUCUGCCAUCACCUUCCUUACCGUAGGUUACGGAGACCUCACUCCCAAGACCAUUUGCGGCAGGUUCAUUGCCGUAGCAACGGCCUUGAUGGGCUUAUGCUCAACUGCUCUUCUGGUAGCGGUCAUCGCUCGCCUGGAGCAAACACGCAGCGAACGCUACGUCUACAACUUCUUGACCCGCUUACACGAGCGCAACAAGUUCAGGGCCGCGGCUGCGGACGUAGCCAAGUACACCAUAAAGAUUUGCAUGAACAGACGGGCGGGACGGGUGCCCGUGACAGGAAUGGAAAGAACGGUGAUGCACUGGAAGCUGCGCUCCGCGAUCAGAACCAUGCGCGCGGCGAGAGCCACGUUGGCGGAAAUAGAAGAAGCCACAGUGGGGCUGCCGGAGGUGUGCACGCUUAUAUCACAGCUGGAGAGAAGGCAUCAAGCUACCCAAGAAACGCAAAAUAAGAUCCUGGAGCAGCUGGAGUCUCCAAAAUCAAGUUGCCGAACUGAGCAAGAGUGUUAAAGUUCAAACAUAACGGCGCGACACAAAAGAAGACUGAACGAUUUCAAUGUCUUAUUCAGAUUUGUUUUUUGGCUUACUUCUAGUAUUUCUACUACUCUACAAAAGCGGAAAUGCUCAAAGACAUAAAAGAAAGAGCUAAAAAUAUAUCUGUAUUGCCAAGUGGAUUCUGUGUUCAGAGGCGGUUUUAGCAGUACGCGGGGGCCUGGGCAAGUGUCAUAUGCGGGGCCGAGAGCCGUUAGUGAAGAAAGAAUCUCAUAUUGAGCCCCCUCCCCUGCCUUCUGGCUCUGGGCCUGGGGUGGUUGCCCUAGUCGCCAUCUCCAAAAAGCCGCCUCUGCUCUGUUCCAAAAAAACGGAGUUUUCCUUAACAUAACAAAUAUGCAGGACAGUUAUUAAGUUUUAAGACUGAUCUUUAGGUGUGGUAUAUCACAAGGAUUUUCAGUGAACUGGCAGUAUAAGAGAGCUGUAUAAUCCGUGUCACAAAAGUCCCUUGUCAAAAGGAGGAAUAAGAUACAAUGUACAGCAUGUCUAUCACGUUGAAAAAAAACCAACCCAAACUUUCGAGCCUGGCGAGUUGAAAUAUUAUAAUGACAGUGAAAACCUACGUAAAGUUAUUUAUCUUAUUUAAGGACAGCAUUUUUAAAGCAAGAGGCUUGCUGAGAAAAUUGUCUUCCUUGUGCAGUGUCACGUCUCGGCUGUAAUCACAAUGAGAUCUCUCGCUCGUUCUUUGUAAAAAUGUUUAUACAGUUUGUGUGAGGUGCUUAUUGCUCCAAUGAAAAUAUAGUGUAUAUACAUGUGAACAUUUAACACCCACACACACACAAUGUAGACAGUAUGCAUGUAUGUGUAUAGAUGUUUACAGAUUUAAAAGCGCUCACGUCAAUGCCAAAGUCUGUGCGAAGACAAUGCAAACAUUGGUUUUUAAUAUUACGCAUUAUCCUCUCUGUAAUUAUUUCAAACAGUAGGCCCUUAAUUUACAGUCAGCAACCAGUGAGUGCAUGAGUGAGUGCGCAUGUGAAUGAGAGCGAGCGAGAGAUGAAGAUUGGUGAAAAAGAAGAAGGUUAAGUGAGAAGUACAUUUAACUAGUCUAUGUACCUUAUUUUGAGAAGUGUAAAUUAGUAGCCUCAUAAUCUUUAGCGCUUUCAAACCUAAUGCCUGCGUUAAAAUACUGCGGUUAGUUUAGUUUUUCUUUGAUCACAACUAAUCUUAAUGUUUUUGCUAAUCUUCGGCGUUUAACAGGUUCUUUGUUAACAUUGAAGAAUAUAUUUUUUAAAGUACAGAAAAGAGUGGGUUUUAGAUUAUGCCGAGAAAAAAUUUAACAGCCAGUAACUAAUUUAUCCCCGACCAUUUCGAUUUCUUUUGCAUUUGGUUGGGUAUUAAAACUAUAUUACUUUUAACUGUUUGCGAAAUAAAAUGUGCUUGCUUUCAGAACCAAUGUCUCAGUUAUCAACUUCUGCGUUCCAUGACGGUGCCUAAUAAAAGGUGAGACUGUGAGAUGGACAACUAUUUUCUGUGAUCUUGCUUCAGAAGUAUUCAUUGCUUGGUCAAAAGGUAGAAAACUGCGAACUGCGGAAAACUAAAUCGUGAAUAAAACAAGACGAACAGGGAGCAGCAUUAAUAAAAUCUUUAAAAUAGUAGUGUCCCUAGAUAGAGGUUUAAUGACAGUUUAUUGGGCCACAAUUUUCGGCUGUAACAUUGACAUAAGUUACUCGAGAUUUUUCAACUGCGUUUUUUAUUUUUUAUGUAGGAAAACAAUAACAAUACUUCAUAUUUACAUUCCAUCAAAUUUUUAAGUGAAGACUUUUAUGCAGGUAAAUAAGCUAAUUUUGUCUUGCAAUUUUGGGUAUAUUAUCCGAACUUUAUUAUUAUUUAUACUGAAAAAAGCUUAAAUUUCCUUAAAUGUUCUUGAAAAAAUGCAACUAAAAAAUAAUUUGCUUAAUCUCCACGGCAGAAACUACGUAAUGGUGCCAACGACGAAAUGUUGCUCGAUGGAGGUGCAUUCCUGAAUAUAGCGAACGAUUAUACAUUUAGUAUUUUGUUUGUGUUAACGCAGCGCCUUCUCCCCAAAUCAGGUUACUACUAUUUUCAUUGUUGCUUUUACUAAUUAUUAACAUGAAAUGGUGGGAAUAUUUCAAAGGGAGUAUUCUGGAAAUACAAAUGUAUUUGCAGAUUUGCGGUUAAUAAAAACAUUUUGAACAAAAAAAU